UGUGCUAUACUGGCCCUACCCAUACAGUGGAUCCAAUAGAGCCUAGAGUUGAUCCGAUAAAACCCAGCACAAGUUGGGUCCUCUUUCCUAGCUGCGUCGCUGCGAGGCAAAGGCAAAAAGCAGCCAUAGUUUUCCUCCAUUUGCAGAAAAUUUGAAGAAUUCCAACAAUCAGGAUUAGUUAUUCAACGCCAUGAUUAGCAUUCUUGCUCAGGAGCGUCUUCUCGGCGCUGCACUCGGAAGCAUAUUCACCGGAAUCGUUGUGUUUGAGCAACGCAGAUGCAUCUACAACUCCAUUUCUGGCACCAAAUCUCAAUCCGUCACCCAAUCUCAGAUUAGAGAGCCAAUAUUUGGAAGCAAAUCUCGUGCAGAGUUUGCGCAUCUUUGGAACAAAGCUGUGGACCAGACAUUUCGACCUGUGAUUGAGUCUCUUAGUUCAUCUGGAUGGUAGUAGAUACAUUUGAAUAGCUGCACUGCACCGUAUGGAAUUCUACUUUCGUGAAUUUAUACAUGCUAAACUAAACUUGCCCACAUUUGUAUUUUUUUUAUCAUAUUUUGAGCAAUCAGAAGGGAAUGCACAUUGUCCGUGAUUUCAAAGGCAUGAUGGCUUUGACGGAUUUUUUUGUUUGUUUGUUUUUUAGUUUUACAAUAGUGAACAUGCUUGUCGGCUUCUUCAUAAUGCAUAUAACGUGGGACAACUCAUGAAUCAUGAUGUACCAAAAGUCAGAAUCGAAUAUUGGUACCAGAAUGGUUUUGGCUUA
Molecule: messenger RNA, 758 nt
Organism: Prunus persica (peach)
Lineage: Eukaryota; Viridiplantae; Streptophyta; Magnoliopsida; Rosales; Rosaceae
Exons: 3
Coding region: 191-448 (85 amino acids)
Source: RefSeq, a predicted model, not a curated record